Molecule: messenger RNA, 2120 nt
Organism: Aspergillus homomorphus CBS 101889
Lineage: Eukaryota; Fungi; Ascomycota; Eurotiomycetes; Eurotiales; Aspergillaceae
Product: amidophosphoribosyltransferase
Exons: 5
Coding region: 142-1887 (581 amino acids)
Biological process (GO): purine nucleotide biosynthetic process; purine nucleobase biosynthetic process
Cellular component (GO): cytoplasm
Molecular function (GO): amidophosphoribosyltransferase activity
Source: RefSeq, a predicted model, not a curated record
AUAGACAUUUACAAUUCUAUCCCACUUUUUUCCCACUCGUGAAGUUCCGGUUUCUCCCACCCCGCCACCACCACCACCACACUGUGCGUGUACCUCCAGACUAUUCUGAAUUGCUCUUUCAGAUAAUACUCUACCGUCAACAUGUGUGGUAUCAUUGCUCUGAUCCAGGCGAACCCGUCGGCUUCCGCUGCCGUCGAUCUCCAUGAGGCACUCUACCUGCUCCAGCACAGAGGUCAGGAUGCAGCUGGUAUCGCCACGUGCGCCACUGGCGGUCGUAUUUAUCAGCUCAAGUCGAACGGUAUGGCUGCCAAGGUCUUCAACGACGGCGCCAGGGUGGCAGAUCUUCCGGGCUCGAUGGGAAUUGGACAUCUGAGAUAUCCUACCGCCGGAAGCAGCGCAAAUGCCGAGGCCCAGCCUUUCUACGUGAAUAGUCCAUACGGAAUCUGCAUGGCCCACAACGGCAAUUUGAUCAAUGCUCCCGAGCUGAAGAAAUAUCUGGACAUCGAGGCUCACCGUCACAUCAACACAGACAGUGAUAGUGAACUGAUGCUGAACAUCUGGGCUGAUGAGUUGAGCGAGACGAAGAAGGCCCGUGUCAACAAUGAGGAUGUCUUUGCCAGUCUGAGUCGCAUGUACGAAAGAUGCCAGGGUGGUUUCGCUUGCACUGCUCUGCUCGCCGGCUUCGGUAUCCUUGGUUUCCGUGACUCCUACGGUAUCCGUCCCCUUGUCCUCGGUUCCAGACCCUCUGCAGACUGUGACGGCAUGGAUUACAUGAUGGCCUCCGAGUCGGUUGCUCUUCACCAGCUUGGAUUCACCAACAUCCGUGACAUCCAGCCGGGUGAGGCGGUCAUCAUCCAGAAGGGAGCCGAGCCCGUCUUCCGCCAGGUGGCACCCAAGAAAGCCUAUGCUCCUGAUAUCUUCGAAUACGUCUACUUCGCACGUCCCGACUCUGUCAUCGACGGAAUUAGCGUGUACCGUAGCCGUCAGCGUAUGGGCGACCGUCUUGCUGCGAGAAUUCUCGACCUCCUUGGACCGGAAGUGGUCAAGGACAUCGACGUCGUCAUCCCCAUUCCCGAGACAUCCACCACCUCCGCCGCUGCUGUCGCGCGCUAUCUUGACAAGCCCUACUGCCAAGGCUUCGUCAAGAACCGCUACGUCUUCCGGACUUUCAUUAUGCCUGAGCAAAAGACCAGACAGAAGGGUGUACGCCGCAAGCUGAACGCCAUGCAGGCCGAGUUCAAGGACCGAAAUGUCCUUCUGGUGGAUGACAGUAUCGUGCGUGGUACGACGAGUCGGGAAAUCGUCACCAUGGCCCGGGAAGCCGGCGCCAAGAAGGUCUACUUUGCCAGUUGCGCUCCCGAGAUCACGCAUGCUCACAUCUACGGUAUCGAUUUGGCAUCGCCUACCGAGCUGGUUGCACACGGUCGCAAUGCCGAGGCUAUUGCCAAGCACAUUGGUGCGGACAGCGUGAUUUACCAGACCUUGGACGAUCUGAAGGGCGCAUGCGCCGAGAUCGCUCAGGAGAACGGCCUUGCUGAACCCCAUGACUUUGAAGUCGGUGUGUUCUGUGGUAGCUACAUCACCCCUGUCUCUGACGGCUACUUCGACCACCUAGAGGAGCUCCGCGGCGAGGGUCGCAAGAUCAAGGCCCUGGACCGCGCCAAGGAGGCUGUCACGCAUGGCUUUGCCAGUGAGACGGACUUCAAGAUCGCUGCCAACGGCGUCAAGCUUGAUGCCAGCGGCAACAUUGUCCCCGCGGCCAACCCCAGUGAAUCGGAAGUGCCCAAGGUGGGCAUCAUCUCCGCUCCCAAGCGCUCCCAGGAGGAGCACCCCAAGGUCAAGGACCGCAUGGAUAUCAGCAUCCACAACAUGGGCGACCAUCAAUGAUUACGAGUUUAUGGCUUGGCUUGAUACCGAUGGAUGGCAUUUUGUGAUAUGGGAGUCUUGGAGUUUUUGUAGACGGUGGUUGAAAGACUUGCGGUGGCUAUUUGCUUGACGUUCCAGUGCAUGGCGGGAAGGGUUGGGAUACCCUUAUCAUCAUUGUCAAAUACCUUUUUAGACAUGUUCUUCUGAGAUGACGUACUGUUGAAAGGGCUGAACGGAAGGUCUCCACUGAAUCA